GUGUAUUGCCCACCUCUUCUAUUCUUCCCUAUUUCUUUGUUUUCUGUAAUAGUUUUCUUUAAUUUAUCGUUUAAAUCCUAUGAAAAUUCAUUCUAUCGGGAGGCUCGGAUAGAAUUUUUUCCUGAUUUUCAAUAAACAUAUCGAUAUAAAAAACAUAUGUUUUCCAUUAUUUUACACUAUAUUUAAUGAAGUGAUGGAUUUUUAUAAGAAACGUUGUCUACCAUGGAUGCACUUUAAAGCGAACAAUUUAACCAAAACUCAAUCUUCAAUUGUGGAUCCGAAAAUUCUGAACUACGUGUACACUUUCCCCGCAUCGGCCAGUGAUUUGAAUAAUAAAAACGCUACUUUUAAAGAAUCCCUCUCAUACCGCCUAAAAAUAAUCAACAUAUAUUCUAAUAUUAUCAAUCACUAUUAACAACCAAUGCAGGUACAACAUUGGACAGUUACUGUGCUCAAUAAACUAUUCCUGAAAAUGCUAAUUUUUGUUAUAUGAUAAGUUGAAGUUUUUUGAUCUACUGAACUUUUGUAUAUAAUUGCAACAAAAUUGCGAUAUAAAUUAUUUUUUAAGCAAAAAAAAAA
Caenorhabditis elegans is the source of this 579-nucleotide messenger RNA. RefSeq lists its product as uncharacterized. Lineage: Eukaryota; Metazoa; Nematoda; Chromadorea; Rhabditida; Rhabditidae. The coding region runs from base 194 to 415 and encodes 73 amino acids. The transcript has 2 exons. The record is from RefSeq and is marked reviewed.